ACUCCCUCCCAGCCACACUCUCGCCUUCCAACGUUCGUAGGCCAAAUAUCUAGCCCUAGAAAAUGGCCAUUAUCCUCUCUUCAUCUUGUGGAGCGCCUUAGACGUUGUAUAGGCUUCCAACAAGGGGACUGUUCCACUAUUUCUGACCAGGUCGCUUUGGAGGCUCUUCGAAACCAAUGUUUCUCUAGGGGCCAAACUGAUGUCAAGAAUAUGCCAGCUGAGUGGCGUCAUUGGUAUCGUUGCUCAGACAACCACGUGAAUCUGGUCAGUUUGGCCACUGUGCUGUCCGCUCAAGCGUACAUUCUCUUCUACGAGCGCGUCGCGUGA
Protopolystoma xenopodis is the source of this 327-nucleotide messenger RNA. NCBI's taxonomy places the organism in Eukaryota, Metazoa, Platyhelminthes, Monogenea, Polystomatidea, Polystomatidae. The record is from the annotation of a GenBank genome assembly.